This is a messenger RNA of Daldinia decipiens, 2315 nucleotides long. RefSeq lists its product as uncharacterized. Gene Ontology annotation, molecular function: zinc ion binding; metallocarboxypeptidase activity. Gene Ontology annotation, biological process: proteolysis. Lineage: Eukaryota; Fungi; Ascomycota; Sordariomycetes; Xylariales; Hypoxylaceae. Bases 472 to 1773 code for a protein of 433 amino acids. The transcript has 3 exons. The record is from RefSeq and is a predicted model, not a curated record.
CGGAAAGUAUCAAGAAGGUUAUCAUAUCAUAAUCAAUGCCAGCACCAGUAAAUAAGAUCACUACAAUGACGACUAGACUUUAACUCUAUGACAUGGAUAUUUCGCCUAGUUAGCGCAAUAUAUGUUGAGAAUCACGCAGUCGAUGUCGCCAGAGUCGAUUUGGAAGGUAGAAUUGCAUCCCAAGAUGUUCGCAGCUUGGCGAUUUCUCCAAAAUGAAGCAAACGCCUACACCACCCCCCAAUUAUUUAUAUUCGCACCAAUUGCGAAUCUUUGAAAGAGAAGAGUUCAUGUGCCAAUGCUGCCGCGUAGUGCUGAACUCGCCGUCAGGGAUCACAUCACCUUAUCAUUCACCGUAAGCAAGCCAAGCCCCUGACGGUAUUAUACAUAUAAAGGUAUAAAGGUAACCUAGGUACUUUACAAGAUUUCUCUUUUCGCUUCACAAGUUCUUGAUUUGCUGCUUCUUCCUUCGCAAUGAGGCUUUCUCUCUUAGCUCCGAUUCUAGCUUCGCUUGUUGCAAGCGUUCCAACAGCUCCCAGGAGUGAUGUCGUAUCCUACGAUGGAUACAAAGUCGUGCGGAUAAACACGCAUGGGCACCCAUCGGCUACAAAAGAGAAACUCUCGGGAAUAAGUUACGAACAGUGGAACCGUGAUGUCUACAAGCACCUAGAUAUUAUCAUUUCACCUGAUCAGGUUGCCACGUUCGAAGCACUUAACCUUGACUACCAAGUUAUGCACGAGAACCUGGAAGACUCAAUUGCAUCAGAGUCCAUUUCGAAGUCGGUCUGGAGAAGACAGACUGGUGAUCUUUCGUGGUAUGAUUCGUACCACGACUAUCAGGAUCAUAUCCAAUAUUUCGAGGAUUUGCAAAAGUCAUUCCCAAACAACUCAGAGCUCAUUUCAUCUGGCACCUCUUAUGAGGGGAGAAAUCUAUACGGUCUCCAUCUAUGGGGCGCGAGUGGACCCGGCAAACCGGCAGUACUUUACCAUGGAAAUGUGCAUGCCAGAGAAUGGAUUACAUCGCCGGUCGUCGAGUACAUAACUCUCCAGCUAGUUAAAGGCUACAAUGACGGCGACAAUCUCACUCGUUCAUUUUUGGAUAAGUACGACUUCUACAUCAUACCAAUUGUGAACCCGGACGGUUUUACGUAUUCUCAAACAACUGAUCGCUUGUGGCGCAAGAAUCGCCAACCGCCACCUGGGAACCAAUCUUGUAUUGGUCGGGAUAUUAACCGCAAUUGGGGAUUUGCAUGGGAUGCGAACCCAUUAGGCGCCUCUACAAACCCAUGCUCGCAGACCUAUAAGGGCGAGGCACCUUCUGACACACCGGAGAACCAGGGUUUAGAUAAGUUGGUACGUCAGUUACGCGAUGACGCGGGCAUCAAGCUAUACAUAGACUGGCAUAGUUAUGGACAGUAUAUUCUAUCGCCAUUUGGGUACAAGGAGACAUUAUACGCGCCCGAGCUUGGCAAAUGGACCAAGGCAGCUGGCAUCGUCAGUGAAACAAUUCGGGAUAGUUCAGACGCGGGAACGACGUUUACUUUCGGGCCCAGCGGAGCCACUCUGUAUCCAACGACAGGUUCGGCGCCUGACCAUAUUUAUAGCAUUGGCCGUGCUGAGUUCUCUUAUACCAUUGAACUCCGGGACACGGGCAAGUUGGGUUUCGUAUUGCCUCCUGAGCAAAUUAGGCCUACCGCCGAGGAACAGUGGGAGGGACAAAAGGCUUUGCUAAGCUUACUGGACGAGGAGUUCUUCGAUGGCGAGGGCCCGGCUUGACCGUCAGGGGAGCGAAAGUUACUGGUAUGAGCUUAAGAGUAUGUUCGUAUAGUUAUAACAUUAUAAUACUUAGCUCGUAUUGGACCAAUUAAAGCCCUGAUCAGAGUGAGAUCAGAGUUAACUCAAGCUGAAUUGACUAAAGUUGACUAAGUCACAUGGAAGGGAGAAGGCCGAGAAAGACCAUGACGAAUAAUCAAACUCUUUAAGAAACUCUUGAUCUUGUGGCAUGUUUACCUACCUAACCUAAAGGUAGGUAAACAUAGCUAGCUUUAUAUAAGAUAGGUAUCGUCAAUUAAGUAUCCAUGGGACUCUGAUGUAUACGAGAGGACAAGCGCUGAACUUGAUGAAAUUAUCUAGUCAGGGACGCUUGGGGUAGGCUCAGAGGCGGGUCUUAAAACUAAGGGAGUCUUCAGGUUAGAAGAGGGGAUAGUUGUGCUUAAGUUCGCUGCUAAAGAGGCGGGUGGUGGGAAGGUUGUUUACUUUGCCUUAAAUCAGGAGUAUUUCAAGCAUGAACUGUAAGUUGGCGAUGAGGCAAUUGUGCG